Messenger RNA from Sinocyclocheilus grahami, 508 nucleotides. RefSeq names its product angiopoietin-1 receptor-like. The transcript has 3 exons. Lineage: Eukaryota; Metazoa; Chordata; Actinopteri; Cypriniformes; Cyprinidae. Gene Ontology annotation, cellular component: signaling receptor complex; plasma membrane. The annotation marks the transcript as partial. Gene Ontology annotation, molecular function: ATP binding; transmembrane receptor protein tyrosine kinase activity. Gene Ontology annotation, biological process: endothelial cell proliferation; positive regulation of phosphatidylinositol 3-kinase/protein kinase B signal transduction; positive regulation of kinase activity. The record is from RefSeq and is a predicted model, not a curated record.
GGAGCCUGUGGUCCAGUUUAGCUCCGUGCCGCUGAACGUGCCCAAAAAAGUUCCCAACUCCAGCCAGUCUGUGGCCUAUCCCACCCUGGAGUGGAGCGACAUCAAGUUCCAGGAUGUGAUCGGAGAGGGAAACUUUGGGCAGGUGCUGAAAGCCCGCAUUAAGAAAGACGGCCUGAGGAUGGACGCGGCCAUCAAGAGAAUGAAAGAAUAUGCCUCUAAGGACGACCACAGAGACUUUGCCGGGGAACUCGAGGUCUUGUGUAAACUGGGUCAUCAUCCGAACAUCAUUAACCUUCUGGGAGCGUGUGAACACAGAGGUUACCUGUAUCUGGCCAUUGAAUACGCUCCUCACGGAAACCUGCUGGACUUUCUGCGUAAGAGCCGCGUGUUAGAGACAGACCCUGCCUUUGCCAUCGCUAACAGCACCGCGUCCACGCUCUGCUCGCAGCAGUUACUGCACUUUGCUGCGGAUGUGGCUUGUGGCAUGGACUUCCUGAGCCAGAAACAG